AUGUCUAUCGCAAGAGCCUUCACGACACGGCGGCUAAAGCAGAGCCUCCAGACAGGCGAUGCUGACGCCGCACCGCAGCGGAGCAAUUCAACUAAGGGAUCGAUCGGGUCUAUCCGACACAAGAUCUCUGCGCCUGUCCAGCUUAUCCACACCACCAACAUGUUGUCAUAUAACGCGCCAGACCUCUUCCCAAAGACAGCGUCUUCGACUGGCUCCUCGCAUCGAUCCGACGAUGAGCUCUCGGACGGUGCGCCCACUGCCGGCUCAACUCCUCCAACGAGUCCGGAUAUUGAGUCAGCGCCAAAGAGAGUUCUGUCGCCAGUGCCGAAUCACUUAUCAAGUUAUUUUACUGUACCAGGACACUCCACCGUGCCCACCACCCCGACAGAGGCACCGCGCAUUCCGCAGCGGGCAACUUCUCACACCAAGAAGUCGUAUGACAACCUAGUGCGGCAACGGUCAAUUUCCCGCAUGUCGGAGCAGUCCAGCCACAGCCUCUCGACAAAGGCGAGUUUUAGCUUUUCCCGGUCGUCAUCAGGUAGCACGGGAACUUCUGUCACAUCGGCGAGCUCGGCUCCUCCUAAUCACAAAGCCAACAUGUCAACCGGGACUAUCAACGCCCCUUCGCUCUCGUACAUGACUUCGCCCCAGACGCAAUAUCAGCACAGGAAAGACGCCUCGCAAGCCCAUCAUCCAUUCGGCCAGGAGCUAGCGCAAGUCACAGAGAUUGCCGAGGAGUACGGUGUCAAGGAGCAGCUGAACGAGGUUGAUGCCGAAGAGCAAGAGCUUCUCGCCAAAGGGCUAUGCAAGUUUAGUCCUGAAGACUACUUGGGCGAGAUCCGAGGGCUGGCCGUCAUGUUCUUUGGCGAUUCAAGGCCAGUCAGGGCGGCACAGUGGAUUUGA
Messenger RNA from Lasiosphaeria miniovina, 903 nucleotides. RefSeq lists its product as uncharacterized. NCBI's taxonomy places the organism in Eukaryota, Fungi, Ascomycota, Sordariomycetes, Sordariales, Lasiosphaeriaceae. Bases 1 to 903 code for a protein of 300 amino acids. The record is from RefSeq and is a predicted model, not a curated record. The transcript has a single exon.